AUUUAUUUUAAUUAAAUUUAAAAAGUAAAAAAUACGUCUAUAAACAGUCAAUAUCACUUACCAAAUAAUCUAUAUAAUAUUACAAAUAAUUAUUUAUGGUAACUAAUUGUUAAAACUAUAGCAAAAGUAAUGAUGUUUGAUCGAUUUUUAUAUUUAUAAACUACAUAAUAUACUAAAAAAGUUUAUUAAAAUCGAUAAAAUAGUUUUAUAUUCUUAUAUAAAGCCUUAUAUUUGUAUUUAUAAACUAUAUAAAAUAUUUCAAAAAUAAUUUAUGGAAUUGAUAUAGUAGUUUUAUUUGCCUAUGUGAUUGAUAUGAAUAUGUAGAGAAUAUGUAGAGAAUCUGUAACAAUUAUAUUGUUUUAACUUUUUAAGCUUAUUAAAGACAUAAAACUUUAGCUAUAAAUUAUUUAAAAUCAAAUUUUUUAACAUUAUAGACCUUCAAAACUUAAGUAAUUUUAUUAAAAACUGAAUCUUGAAUAUUGUAUUUAACUAAUUUUAGUAAAAUUAUCAAAACAAAAUAUCAAAAAAUAUUUAAAAUAGUCAUAUUAUCUUUUUCAAAAAAAAAAAUUUUCUUAGAAAAAUAUUUAACAAAAAAACACAUAAUGAUAAAAAAAUAUAUUUUAAUUUGAAAGUUACAAUAAAUAUAUUGUUACAAAACAUUUAACCCGCGAAAUUGCGGCCAUCCACCUAGUUAUUUGUUAAAUAAUAGUAUAGAUAGAUCACAUAGUUAGAGAAAUGAAUGCUUUACUCAACCAAUAACAAUUAACAAGAUGGUAACACAUAUGGUAUAUAAUCAAAAGAAAUAAAGAAAAGGUAAACAAAAAUCGAAGAGAAUCAUUACGUUUUGAGUAAGUUAUCCAAUUUGACAACCACUUCUAUAUAGACAAGAUAUGAAUAAUUAACAAGUUAUACGGACCGGUUAAACAGUAAAGAUUAAAAACGCGUUUAUGGACUAAUACAGAAAGAAGAGAAUAAAAUCAUCAUUUGCCAGAGAAGCAGUUUCACAAAGUGCACACUCUUCAUCUUCUUUUUCUUCUCGGUAAUGUUGUCUUCGUAGAGGAAGAAGAUCAACGAAGCAUAAGCGAAACCUAUCCUCCUUACAUAAGCCACAUCAUAAAAAUGGCGGCUGCUUAUUUCUUCUCGCGGUUUACUACAUUCUCUUUCCUCUUUUCCUUGGCUCUUCUCUGUGGAUUUUCUCUAGCCGGCGAUCCUUCCGUCUCCUACGUGUUUGAAGUCUCGUACAUCACUGCUUCUCCUCUCGGCGUUCCUCAACAGGUUAUAGCAAUGAAUGGGAAAUUUCCAGGCCCUGUGAUUAAUGCUACCACAAACUACAAUGUUGAUGUUAAUGUUUUCAAUCGUUUGGAUGAGCCUUUUCUAUUCACCUGGAAUGGGAUCGAGAUUCGGGGUGAAUCGUGGCAAGACGGUGUUCUUGGCACAAACUGUCCCAUCCCUCCGAACUGGAACUUCACUUACAGCUUUCAAGUGAAAGAUCAAAUCGGAAGUUUUUUCUAUUUCCCCUCACUUAGCCUUCAGAGAGCUUCUGGUGGUUUUGGACCAAUCAUAAUCAAUAACCGGGAUCGUAUUCCUAUCCCGUUCAAUGAGCCUGAUGGCGAAAUCAGCUUUAUGAUUGGCGAUUGGUAUACUCAGAACCAUACAGCAUUAAGGGGUGUACUUGACUCUGGUGAAGAACUUGGGAUGCCUGAUGGAGUCCUCAUCAAUGGGAAAGGUCCUUACAAGUACACUAGCAGUGUACCUGAUGGAAUCCACUAUGAAACCAUUAAUGUUGAUCCAGGGAAAACAUACAGGAUCCGUGUUCACAAUGUUGGUACCUCCACAAGCUUGAACUUCAGGAUUCAGAACCACAAAAUGCUCUUAGUUGAAACUGAGGGUCACUACAACUCGCAAACAAACUUCACCGAUUUCGAUAUCCAUGUGGGACAGUCUUAUUCAUUCUUGGUCACCAUGGACCAAAACGCCUCAACUGACUACUACAUUGUGGCGAGUGCUAGAUUUGUGAACGAAACAGCGUGGCAAAGAGUCACCGGUGUUGGCAUUCUCCAUUAUUCCAAUUCCGAAGGACAGGCUUCUGGUCCUCUUCCAGUUCCAGCAACUGAUGUUUCUCAACCUUGGUCUGUAAUGAACCAACAAAGAGCCAUAAAGCAAAACACAUCUGCAAGUGGUGCUCGUCCAAAUCCGCAGGGAUCAUAUCACUACGGAGAGAUAAACAUCACAGGCACAUACAUCUUGAGGAGUAUGCCUCCAACCAAAAUCAAUGGGUCAGUUCGUGCUACGCUUAAUGGGAUUUCAUUUCUGAACCCAAGCACGCCCAUGAGGCUUGCGGAUAAGCAUAAAGUGAACGGAGUUUAUAAACUGGAUUUCCCAGAGAGACCUGCUGACAAUAUACCUCCACGUUUGGAGAGUUCUAUCAUCAACGCGACAUACAAGGGCUUUAUUCAAAUUAUUUUCCAGAACAAUGACACAAAAGUCCAGAGCUUCCAUAUUGAUGGAUACUCGUUUUACGUUGUUGCGAUGGACUUCGGUAACUGGACUGAAGACAAAAAAGGCUCUUAUAACAAUUGGGAUGCAGUAUCAAGAAGCACGGUCGAGGUUUACCCCGGGGCAUGGACUGCUGUACUUCUUUCCCUCGAUAAUGCCGGAGUUUGGAACAUCAGAGUUCAGAAUCUUGACAGAUGGUAUCUUGGCCAAGAAACAUACAUGCGAAUCAUAAACCCUGAGGAGAACGGUAGCACAGAAAUGGAUCAGCCUGGAAAUGCUCUUUACUGUGGUGCUCUCAAGAGCAUGCAGAAGGACCAGAUCCAUAGCUCUGCAACAUCAAUAUUAAAUGAAAAGUUGAAUCUAGUUUUCAGCUUGGUGAUGGUUCUGCUCGCCUUGGUUCCAGUAUUUUUCUGUUAAAUCUGAUCUCUCAUUGGUGAAAUUGUAUGAUACAAACUGUUGGGCUUCUUUUUUCUUCUUCUUUGAUUUCAUUGAUUGUUUGUUUAUGUACUUCUCAUUAUCCGAAAUAACUUCAGAUUGUGGGGCUUGCUUUGUGUCUAAAGCAUUGUAGUUUGUGUCUUCUACAUUAUUUCUACAAUUAUUAAGCAAUGCUUAAAAGUAGAGAUGGACAAAACAAAAGUCUCGUCCUGUUCGGUAUGAGUAUAUACUUUUGAUUCGUAUUUUUGUUCUUUACUA
Brassica napus (rape) is the source of this 3189-nucleotide messenger RNA. RefSeq names its product monocopper oxidase-like protein SKS2. Gene Ontology annotation, molecular function: oxidoreductase activity; copper ion binding. Bases 1120 to 2913 code for a protein of 597 amino acids. The transcript has 9 exons. Gene Ontology annotation, cellular component: plasma membrane. The record is from RefSeq and is a predicted model, not a curated record. Lineage: Eukaryota; Viridiplantae; Streptophyta; Magnoliopsida; Brassicales; Brassicaceae.